Hibiscus syriacus is the source of this 1739-nucleotide messenger RNA. RefSeq names its product transcription factor MYBC1-like. The record is from RefSeq and is a predicted model, not a curated record. Gene Ontology annotation, biological process: regulation of DNA-templated transcription. Gene Ontology annotation, cellular component: nucleus. Lineage: Eukaryota; Viridiplantae; Streptophyta; Magnoliopsida; Malvales; Malvaceae. Bases 144 to 1064 code for a protein of 306 amino acids. Gene Ontology annotation, molecular function: DNA-binding transcription factor activity; DNA binding. The transcript has 3 exons.
GCAUUGGUAAAAGCUGAAAAGAAGAAAACAAAGAUCCACCUCGAACUUCCCUCCGCGCUGUGUCUUUCCUUCGCUCUCAACUGAGCUUAGAAGAGGCUUUGGAUUUCCAGCUCCAAUUUGAGUUUGCAUUUCUUUGAAUAAUUAUGAGGGAAGAAGACUCAAAUUGGUUCUCCAGAUGGGAGGAAGAGCUGCCCUCCCCGGAGGAGCUUAUGCCUCUUUCCCAAUCCCUAAUUACUCCUAAUCUUGCUCUCGCCUUCGAUAUUCGCAACCCAAACCAUGCCCAACAGCAACAGCAACAGCCUCCUCCUCCUCCGCCUUCCUCGGCUCUACAGCCCCCUUCUCAACCCUCCUUGUUCGAAUUUGCCGCCGAUUCCGGGGACCUGGGAUCCGGGGCAGCCGGAGAUGAGCCCGCGCGCACUCUCAAGCGGCCUCGCCUCGUGUGGACCCCACAGCUCCACAAGAGAUUCGUUGACGCCGUGGCUCAUUUGGGGAUCAAGAACGCUGUCCCUAAGACCAUAAUGCAGCUGAUGAGUGUCGAUGGCUUGACAAGAGAAAACGUUGCGAGUCAUUUGCAGAAGUAUCGCCUUUAUUUGAAGAGAAUGCAAGGCUUGUCUGGUGGUAGUGGAGGCGGUGCCAACGGCGGAUCUGGUGGUGCCGGAUUAGGGGCCUCCACUGAUCCAGCGACGGACCAUUUGUUUGCAAGCUCACCGGUUCCACCACACUUUCUUCAUCCUGGUCGGGCUAAUUCAGAGCAUUUCUUACCCUUCGUGCCAGUGCCAGCACUGCAGCAUAACCAGCAACAGCAGCAAAUGUUGGCGGCCGCGGUAGGGCAUCCUCAUCUGCUGUCUCAGUAUCAUCGGCCACAAAUGGGGCUUUACGGGUCAUCCCCAGAUAGCCAUUUCGAGCAUCCUUUCUUAGGCAGGCAGACGCAGCAGCCAAUGCACAGGAUGGGGGGGACGCCAGGGCAUAAUCAAGCUCCCAGUAGUUAUGUGGAAGAUUUGGAAUCAGCCAAUGGGAAUGGUGGAAGGAAGGUUCUUACAUUAUUUCCUUCCGGGGACGAUUGAUUCAAAACUUUGUGUCGGUUCGACAGACUUCUAGGUCUGCAAUUAAGUUGUUGGUUGCAGUCUGUUUUCGCUGUCAACUUCUUGUGAUGGAUUUAAUCCUGAGGUCACUCUAAGCAAACACUAUGACCUUUAGGCCUAUCAUGCUUGCAAUUACAUUGGUCUGCUGGUAUAAAUUAAUCUGGAUUUCUUUGAGGUUAUGGUUACUGGGAAUCAUCUCAAUUAACUAAACCUUUAGAGUCUGCUUGCGUGGGAGUUUCUUUCGGCCAACAAGGUGGUUUUGAGGAUACAUGACUAAAUUUUGAGCUUGAGGUGGGGAAAAAAGACAUGAUGAUCAUCCCUAGUCAGUUUCUUUGUUUAUUACAACUGGUACUGAGGUUCUCAAGUUUCCAUACUUCUCUUCUGUGUUAAUCAUCUGUUUGUCUUAGUUCAGUGUUAUGUAGAGGUAAGUUGUACAAUGUAUGACUCCAUAGAAAACUUUGAACCUGUAAUAUGAAAGGCAACUCAAGGAUCUCUGACUUUUUUCUCUCUUUUCUAUUUUUUCUUUGUAAACUCUUAUCCUAAUGAACAUUAGCUGCAUUUCUGAAAUUUCAUAGCAUCUGUAACUGUUCCUUGUGUUAUUGAAUGACACAAAUCUGUAGUGCGAAGUAGAACACUAAGAAUUUCUGAUCAAUAAAU